Carlito syrichta (Philippine tarsier) is the source of this 1154-nucleotide messenger RNA. It is a transcript of the gene EBP, whose product is annotated as emopamil binding protein (sterol isomerase). Gene Ontology annotation, cellular component: membrane; endoplasmic reticulum. The transcript has 5 exons. Gene Ontology annotation, biological process: cholesterol biosynthetic process. NCBI's taxonomy places the organism in Eukaryota, Metazoa, Chordata, Mammalia, Primates, Tarsiidae. Gene Ontology annotation, molecular function: cholestenol delta-isomerase activity; C-8 sterol isomerase activity; steroid Delta-isomerase activity. Bases 58 to 885 code for a protein of 275 amino acids. The record is from RefSeq and is a predicted model, not a curated record.
UCCAUUGGCCCGCUCCAUAAGGCGGGUGACCCGUGAGGGGAUGGACCCUAACUAAGGAUGUUAGGAAACAGAAGAGCCAGCCUAGAGCAGCGGAGAUCCUGUGGGAGAGGCCGCUGCGGUUGCGCGACUGGGUUUUUCUGUUCCUUUUUCUCUUCCCUGUCUGUCCACACGCAGCCAUCAGCCUACAAAGACAUGACCACCAAUGCUGGCCCCUUGCACCCAUACUGGCCUCAGCACCUAAGGCUAGACAGCUUUGUGCCCAAUGACCGUCCCACCUGGCAUAUCUUGGUUGGUCUCUUCUCUGUCUCUGGGGUCUUAGUCGUGAUCACAUGGCUGUUGUCGGGUCGUGCUGCAGUCAUCCCACUGGGGACUUGGCGGCGACUGUCCCUGUGCUGGUUUGCAGUGUGUGGAUUCAUUCACCUGGUGAUUGAGGGCUGGUUCAUUCUCUAUUAUGAGGAGCUUCUUGGAGACCAAGCCUUCUUAUCCCAACUCUGGAAAGAGUAUGCCAAGGGAGACAGCCGAUACAUCCUGGGUGACAACUUCACAGUAUGCAUGGAGACCAUCACGGUUUGCCUGUGGGGACCACUCAGCGUGUGGGUGGUGAUCGCCUUUCUCCGCCAGCAUCCCCUCCGCUUUGUCCUGCAGCUCGUGGUCUCUGUGGGCCAGAUCUACGGGGACACGCUCUACUUCCUGACAGAGCAGCGUGACGGAUUCCAACAUGGAGAACUGGGCCACCCCCUCUACUUCUGGUUUUACUUUGUCUUCAUGAAUGGCCUGUGGCUGGUGCUUCCCGGAGUCCUCGUAUUCGAUUCUGUGAAGCAGCUCACUCAUGCCCAGAGCAUGCUGGACGCCAAAGCUACAAAAGCCAAGGGCAAACAGAACUGAGGAGUGGUGGACCAGGCUUAAACACUGGCCAGUGAGGAGCUCUCUGCCUGCCAGAAGAGUCCAAUCCUGCUCCUACAGGUUGGAGUGACAAAACUAAUUGGUCUGUCAAACUCAGGCUGGUGGGUGGGCACAAAAAGGGCCACAGACAGAGAAUAAAGGGGCUGUGUGUAGCUAUUUCCAGGAGCCACUGGGACCAAGGUACAAGAGAAGCCAGGAAGUCUGUGAUGGUGACAAUUUUUAAAAUCAGGAAAUAAAAAUCUUGACUCUAA